AUGCCUUCUCCAAGCAAAAUUAUUGAACUACAAAAGCUGUUCCAACACUCUUCUAAGCCAUUGUGGUCUAGACAUCCAAGAUCGGCUUUCUACUUGUACCCAUUCUGGGGUUUGUUUACUGUGGCCCUUGUUGCUCCAUUGCUAUACAUUCCAAAUGCUAUCAUGGGUAUUAAGGCUAAGAAGAACUAA
Molecule: messenger RNA, 189 nt
Organism: Kluyveromyces lactis
Lineage: Eukaryota; Fungi; Ascomycota; Saccharomycetes; Saccharomycetales; Saccharomycetaceae
Gene: COX7
Product: cytochrome c oxidase subunit VII
Exons: 1
Coding region: 1-189 (62 amino acids)
Biological process (GO): mitochondrial electron transport, cytochrome c to oxygen
Cellular component (GO): mitochondrion
Source: RefSeq, a predicted model, not a curated record